Molecule: messenger RNA, 731 nt
Organism: Hyaloscypha bicolor E
Lineage: Eukaryota; Fungi; Ascomycota; Leotiomycetes; Helotiales; Hyaloscyphaceae
Exons: 1
Coding region: 117-485 (122 amino acids)
Source: RefSeq, a predicted model, not a curated record
ACCAGACGAAGGGAUACCGAAGAUAUGUCGGACAUUCAAAAUAGACACCAUUCAAGUGGCCGGUGUGGGAAGUGCCAAGAUGAGUCGUUCUCAUUGUCUAAGUCCUCAAAUGUAGAAUGGCGAAACAUCCUCUGCAUUUGAAGAAUUCCUCCCCCAUAUCCUCCACCGUCGAAUUGUUUCUUUUCGUCGCUUUUUGUUCAGCGAGUCUAUUUUUGGAUGUACCAUUUGGCCCCGCACUUUCAAGUAUUCACACCACUGGCGGCCGCAGAUUAUGUACUCGAAAUCUUACGAGACCAUUGUCCCAGGUCUUUGAGAACAACGAUAGAGACUAUCCCUGUAAAUAUUUCAAAACUAACAUUAGGAGCCUCAGUGCCUUACAGCAAGGAACCGCCUCUCUUCUCGACUGUUCCUUCUCCACCUAUUUCUGGACCAAAUGGCAUCACAAAUCAUCUAUUGACUUCCUGGGUUUACUACCCUUUGCCUGAACAUGCGGUUUCCUAUACAAAACUCAUUUGAAAUUCGAUUUACUCUCUCAGGGAAGUAUCUCGACAGUUCUAAAACUUUCAACAAAAAAAAACAUUAGGCUCUAAAGUAGGCCAACGCAUCGUGUUCGCUCUGCAAGUUGACGCAAGGAAACGAUAUCCAAACAUAUCCCAAUCUACUCAGUUCAGAUUGUGCCAUUCCAGUUCUUCACUCAUAAGACACACAACAUUCCCUCUUACUUCCUAACG